Dentiscutata erythropus is the source of this 609-nucleotide messenger RNA. The record is from the annotation of a GenBank genome assembly. Lineage: Eukaryota; Fungi; Glomeromycota; Glomeromycetes; Diversisporales; Gigasporaceae.
AUGCUUCUAGAAAGCCUAUUGAAUCUAACAUCUAGUAAUUCUGUAGAAUUAAUAGUAACCAUAAUUGUGUUGGAUUUUGUUUUCUCAUUGGGAGAAUCGAAAUUCUUAUUAAAAAACAAGCUUGAACAAGAAUUUAGUUUGGCUGCUGCACAAAUGACAUAUAGUGUGUUGACAUUAGCUUGUAUUUCUUUAGUUUUACCUUCCACAUUCCGUCUUCUUAUCAAUUAUAGCUUUUCCAAUAUUCCUACCAUUAUAGUUAAUGAUAAGAUUUUGCACAUAAGCUAUGGAGCAUCAAUAGUAGAACAAAUAGAUAAAGAAGAAAAGGAGUUAAAAGCAUAUAAACCUGAUAUCGUCAUUAAUUUUGCUAAUUGUAACGACGGCGAUUAUUACUUUUUCAAAAUUGUUACCUUUAUUGCAUUGGUUUUAUUACCUAUAGUUGGUCAUGGUGCUAAGUAUGCGAACGCUGUUAAUACCGUAAGUAAAAAUAAAAUGGAUUCGGUUCUUAUUAUUUCUGUUGGAAGCUCAACUAGUGAAGAAUCGAAUUGUGCAAAAAUUUUAGAAUCUGAAAUAAUCUUAGUUUUUAAAAUUGUCUACCCUUCUCAAAAUUAA